Felis catus (domestic cat) is the source of this 2569-nucleotide messenger RNA. It is a transcript of the gene IL4I1, whose product is annotated as interleukin 4 induced 1. The coding region runs from base 856 to 2550 and encodes 564 amino acids. NCBI's taxonomy places the organism in Eukaryota, Metazoa, Chordata, Mammalia, Carnivora, Felidae. The transcript has 11 exons. Gene Ontology annotation, biological process: amino acid catabolic process. Gene Ontology annotation, molecular function: polyamine oxidase activity; L-amino-acid oxidase activity. The record is from RefSeq and is a predicted model, not a curated record.
GCGAGCUUCGAAAGGGCGGGAAAGGCGGUUGGAGAGGGAGGGGCGAGCGGUUACUCACUCCAUGGCUGUGGAACAGAGAGGCGGCGGCGGCCUCCGCUGAAGAAAGAAGGCGGUAGCGAAGAGCGCAAGCGCGGAAGAAAACAGAUGCGCUUCUUUGCCAGUGCAGACAAAUGGCCUCUGCUUAAGGUUCCUCUUCAUGAAUUAGUACGAAGACAGCCAAUGUGGUGACUGAAUUUGGAAUCAGUGGCUUUUAAAGCCUCACCACUGUUCUGACUUCACACCAGGACCCUGGCACCUUUAAUCUAACAGGAAUCAGGACAAAGCCACCAUCAUUCACGCCGUUUCCGCACACGCCCCAAGAUGACUUCUGUCCCGGGCUAACCAGAAAGGCCAUGGGCACUGAGAGGGCCCCCCAGAGCCAGCUGUGCAAGUCCAGGAGGUGAGCUCGUGGCGUGCCCGGAGCCAGGGGAUUUUUAAGCGCAAUCCUGUGGUGGAGAGACCAGGGGGUCUGCUCGGACCCCGGCAGGGCCCUCCAAACUGAUCUGGGGACCGACACGGCUUGCCGAGACCAGUGCAGGAGUUCCACAGCCCUGCGGCCUCCACCCCUUUCUGCGUCCAUGUUACUCCUGCUCGUGACAUUGCCAUGGGGAAGUAGCACAGAUGGGCCUCCGGGGAGGGGCCGGCCGGACCCCCAGCUCUGCAGGCCGGGCUCCCCCUCCGACACAAGGUGUCUGGGAUUAGAGGAGAAACCAGGCGGUGUGCUCAACUCGUGUCACCAUGAAGGAAGGAGGCAGGGUCUGUGAUGGGAAGGCCUUCCCACGCUGAGGCCUGGGACACCAUCUCCCGCGGAGAGUUAUGGCCUCGUCGGCCCGGUACUUGCUUGUCCUGAUCUCCAUCUUCUUCAGCCUGGUGGCCUCCCUGGACUGGAAGACUUCCCAUAGCCAGGAUCCCUUUGAGAAAUGUAUGCAUGAUCCUGACUAUGAGGUGCUGCUCAAGGUUGUGACCUUGGGCCUCAAUCGAACCUCAAAGCCCCAGAGGGUGAUUGUGGUUGGUGCCGGUGUGGCUGGGCUGGUAGCUGCCAAGGUGCUCAGUGAUGCCGGACACAAGGUCACCAUCCUGGAGGCAGACAACAGGAUCGGAGGCCGCAUCCUCACCUACCGGGACCGGAAGACAGGCUGGAUUGGGGAGCUGGGAGCCAUGCGCAUGCCCAGCUCGCACAGGAUCCUCCACGAGCUCUGCAAGAGUCUGGGACUCAACCUGACCAAAUUCACUCAGUAUGAUGAGAACACGUGGGUAGAGGUCAACAACCUGAAGCUGCGCAACUAUGUGGUGGAGAAGAUGCCAGAGAAGCUGGGCUACAAGCUGCGCCCCAGGGAGAAGGGCCACUCGCCCGAAGAAAUCUAUCAGAUGGCUCUCAACCAGGCCCUCAAAGAUCUCAAGAAACUGGGCUGCAGAAAGGCAAUGAAGAAGUUUGAAAGGCACACGCUCCUGGAAUACCUCCUCGGGGAGGGGAACUUGAGCCAGCCGGCCGUUCGGCUCCUGGGAGACGUGAUGGCCAAGGACGGCUUCUUCUAUCUCAGCUUUGCGGAGGCCCUAAGGGCCCACAGCUGCCUCAGCGACCGGCUCCGGUACAGCCGCAUCGUGGGCGGCUGGGACCUGCUGCCGCGCGCGCUGCUGAGCUCGCUGUCGGGGCCAGUGUUGCUGCACGCGCCUGUCGUGGCGAUAACGCAGGGGACGCACAAUGUGCGCGUGCACGUCGCGAGCUCGCGCGGGGCCCGGAGUCUGAAGGCCAUGACCGCCGAUGUGGUGCUGCUCACCGCGAGCGGGCCGGCGCUACAGCGCAUUGCCUUCUCGCCGCCGCUGACGCGCAGGGGGCAGGAGGCGCUGCGCGCGCUGCACUACGUGCCGGCCACCAAGGUGUUCCUGAGCUUCCGCCGACCCUUUUGGCACGACGAGCACAUCGAGGGCGGCCACUCGAGCACCGCCCGCCCGUCGCGCGUGAUAUUCUACCCGCCGCCGGGAGAGGGCGCGCUGCUUCUGGCUUCGUACACGUGGUCGGACGCGGCCACCGCCUUCGCCGGCCUGAGCCAGGAGGAGGCGAUGCGCGUGGCGCUCGACGACGUGGCGGCGCUGCACGGGACGAUCGUGUACCGGCUCUGGGACGGCAGCGGCACAAUCAAACGCUGGGCCGAGGACCCACACAGCCAGGGCGGCUUCGUGGUGCAGCCGCCGACGCUCUGGCAAGACGGCGGGGACGACGGGCAGGACUACGACUGGUCAGUCCCCUACGGCCGCAUCUACUUCGCCGGUGAGCACACGGCCUACCCGCACGGCUGGGUGGAGACUGCUGUCAAGUCGGCGCUGCGCGCGGCCGUGUUAAUCAACAGCCGCGAAGGGCACAGCCGCGAGGGGCACACGCUGGUCAACGAGGAGGGGCUCGUGCGCCAGGUGCCCAGCCGUCCCCGGUGCGAGUUCCAAAAGGCUGGUGCCACCCACGCUCCGGCCCCACAUGGGAUGACCGCUCAGCACACCAAGAGACCCGAGCAUUAAAAAUGUAUUUUCAGAAAAA